This is a messenger RNA of Micropterus dolomieu (smallmouth bass), 2676 nucleotides long. RefSeq lists its product as uncharacterized. The transcript is spliced from 9 exons. The coding region runs from base 543 to 1325 and encodes 260 amino acids. Gene Ontology annotation, biological process: regulation of apoptotic process. NCBI's taxonomy places the organism in Eukaryota, Metazoa, Chordata, Actinopteri, Centrarchiformes, Centrarchidae. The record is from RefSeq and is a predicted model, not a curated record.
GUCCACACUGUAGACUGGAGACUCUGAGGGUGGAUGGCAGAGAAAUCAGGGCUACACCUGACAGACAUGAAGAAUAUCUGUCCACAUCGAACACAAAGCUUGAUGUGUCUGAGGACAACAGAGAGGAGAGUGUGGAUGAAGAGGAUCAGCUGUGUCCUGAUGAUUCAGAGAGGCUGAAGCAGCAGCACCACCUUCUGUGUGGAGAGACUCUGAAUACAAAGGAGAAGUUAAGUUUCACACCUGAACUACUGACUCAGUCUGGAAAGACUUCAUACAGGUUCAGGUGUCCUGGUCCCGGUGUGUUCCAGUGUGCUUUGACUGGACUGGUGUUUGUUGUGGCUCAGGAGGCGGAGCUGCUGUACCGGACUGUCCAAUGGGAUGAGAGCCUCCUCCAAUCAGCCGGCAAGACGGCUGCAGGGCUGCUGUUCAGUAUCAAGUGUCCUGAGAACGCUGUCUGUCAGCUCCACCUGCCACACUGUGAAACAAAGGAUGCUCUGCUACCUGAUGGUCUGCUGUCUGUCGUCCACAUCACUGAUGAUGGAAUGAGCAUCCUCGACCCGCUGGAGAUUACAGACACUCAUGUGGUUGUCAGAGUCCCUCACCUCUCUGCCUUUGGCCUAGUCUGGGAUAUCGUUAAGAGGUUGUGGACAAAACCAGUUUACAGCCAAGUUCUGCUGUUCCUCGGACCCCCAAACCCAGAAACACAGAGGCAAAAACUCAAAUUGUUUCUCCUGCCGAGUAACAUUCAUCUGGAGGAGGUGAGCAAACGUCAGCAACAUUGUGAGAACAUCGAGGCUCCUUCCAAAUGUCAACUCAUCAAAGAUGAGAGUUACACUGUUCACUGUCCUCAGGCCAUCAAAAUACAGCCUAAGACAGCACAAUUUUAUCUGGACUUUGGACCAAAUUACCACCCAACGUUUGAGAUCCGCCUGCCUACAAACACACAAGAAGUGAAUUUAACGGUCCAAGACCAAAGAAAGACAGAGGUCUGGGAGUAUGAAGUUGAUCUGACAGAUCCGGCUGUACGUGAAGAGAAUCCAGCGAGGCCUCAGAGUGGCUCACCACGGAGCAGGUUGACAUCAGUUCGGUCACAGUUUGUAGGUUCAGUGUCUGAACCUGUUUUAAACCAGCUGCUGGAUCAACUUUUGCAACGGGGCAUAAUAAAUCAAGAAGAAAUGGAUUCAGCCAGAGCCAGAACCAGGGCUGACAGGGCUCGAGAAGUGAUUGACAUGGUUCGAAACAAAGGAACACAAGCCAGUUCAGCUCUGAUUGAGGACUUCAGGAUGUUGGAUCCACACCUUUCCAGAAAUCUGAAACUGAGCUGAAGUAGAACUGAGACUCUGUAAAUGAAACAUCUAUAUCAAAUCAUUAUUUGGUGUGAUCACCCUUUGCCUUCAAACAGGAUCAGUUCUUUAAGGUAAAGUUUCACAGUGAGGGACUUUUUAGGCACACUGUCAGGUGUAUGAUUAAACAGGUGCUAAUGAUUAUAAAUUCAACAUGGAAGUUGGCAAGACUGAGCACAGCAACAAAACAUUUCAAGCUGACAGGGGUUUCCAGAUGGGCUGUCCAAUCACUUUUGAAAAAGCACAAAGAAAUGGGCAGCACUGAGGACAGUAGAUGCAGUGUUCAGCCAAAGAAACUUACUGCAGCAGAUGUCAAAUAAAUAUGACGUGCAUCAUCAUCUGUUGUUUGGUUACAGACUGCCACUGUGUUCCCUGUCAGAGGAGGAAAACGGUGUUCAUGAAAACUUAUAUAUUUCUUUAUUUUAUUCAUGUAUGAGUGUUUCCUUCAGAUUUAGACUUUUAUUGUCCAAGAGAUAGAUAACUUUACUUAGUGAUUCACAUUUUUGAUUAGAGAGGCUGCUGACAGUCAUUUUAAACUUUUCCAUUUGGCAAUUAAUGCCACAGCAACUAUUGUAGAACAUUUAAACUGCAAAACUAAAAACUGUUUUGAAAUCAAAAUGACACAAACUGCUCGACAUGUGCGGUUUUAAAUCUAGUCUAUUAGUCUAUUGUGUAAAUGUGUUUUUUCUGCUGAUCUGUUCUGAACACACAUCUACUUCCUGUCUGUCCUCAUGAGCUUUCAUCCUGUUUGAGUGUAAUUGAGGUUAUAAGAACAGAAAGGGUUGUAUGCUGGACAGAUUGAUACAGAUGAUUUUUUAUAACCACUGAUAAUGAUGGUGAUAAUGAUGGUUAUGAUGGUCUGAUGUACUGUAGGUUAUCUGUUAAGUCGUCUCUUGAUGGAUGUUUUUGUGUGAGCUUGUGUGGUGGGUUUUAGUGUUUCUUUUACAUGUUUUUGUCAUAUGUAUCAUGUAUUUAUGUAUUUUGUGUUUAAUGUUCAGUGUCCCUCCAGACUUUUUUGUUUCUGGAACAGUAAAGUUGAAACAUUCAAUAAAUUUAGAACUUUAUAGAUUUAAAGAAAUGUUGAAGAUCCAUCUUGUUUAGACACCAAAACACUCAGCAUGAAUUAGUUUUAUGGAAAUCUGGGUUUCCUUAAAAUAACAUUUCUCUUUCUUAUUUUCUAAAAUCCCUUUUACUUUGUAUGUUUCCUCUGGUUCCCCGGCCUUCAUCUAGUCCUGACAGCAUCACGUUCACGGUUCAUGGUUCGUCUUCUGGACUCAAGUGUAAAGUUGUGUUCUGUUGUAUUUAAGUCAAUAAAAACACCGGUGGAAAAACA